UCCAGUCUCAUGGAGUAGUCUCAGCCUCAAGCCGUGCCAGGAUUUGACAUCAUGGCUGGUCUGCAGUUAUCCACCACAACACAGAGUGUGGGGGGUGGGGGGAGGACGACAGAGUUUGCAGCACUGCACACUCUGUGCGUGAUCACAUGUGCAUCACUUAAUCCGCUGAAGUACAGUGGGGAGCUCUUAAGAGUGUGCAUGCACCGUCGUUGUCACCAUCAAGACUUGCAGGCAGGAGUGGCUCUACCUCUACCUCGCGGCGAAGAGGUUCUGGUACGGUGUUUGAGGAAGUGGGAAUCUUGGAGAGGUGGUGGUGGUUCGGCGUUUGCUGGAAGAAUAUGUUACUCCCUCUUCCCCUGUUUCGCAGUUCGUCUCUGAGGUGUAGACGGAUCCGUCUGAUUGGGACCUUUUUCGAAGUGGGGGUGCGCUUGAAGGAUAGGAUACUCAUAUAUGUGUGACACUCGCAAUAGGUCAAGUUGCCGAAGAUUCAUAAAGAGCCUGCGCUAGAACAAUGAUGGGGAUUCCUUUCGGGUUCAGCCCUACGCAGAUCUUCAACUUCUGCGUAGGCAAAUACAUGAACUUUUGCGGUCUCCAUAGCCGACUUGUGGAGCUUGACAAUGGCACAACCAUGGAAUGCUGGAUGCCAAAGAAUCACGGAGCGAGACAAACCAGAGGAGGGUACUCCACCAAAAAACCAUCCUUAGUGCUCCUUCAUGCUUUCGGACUCAACUCUCACACUUGGUGCCGACAAGUGUCCAGCUUCUCCAGCGCCUUUGACGUUUUCAUUCCCAACCUCCUGUUCGCAGGACGAUCCUUCACCACCAACAAGGCCAGAACUGAAUUUUUCCAAGCAGAAUGCGUAUACAAGCUUCUGCAACAUCUGGAUGUCCAAGAGUUCUGUGUCGUGGGUACCAGCUACGGCGGAUUUGUGGGCUAUAGAAUGGCUCACAUGUAUCCUCAUGCCGUGCAAAAGCUUGUGAUUUCUAGCUCUGCUGUCAACAUGACACCAGAGACAGACGAGGCCAUGGUGAGGAGGUUCAAGACGAAGGACGUGACUGAAAUCCUGCAACCACAUGACGCCGAGGGUAUUAGGAGAGCCAGUAUUUUGGCUUUCUAUAAACAGCCACCGUUCACCGUUCCCGAAUUCAUCUGCAACGACGUACUAAAUGUGUUAUUCAACGUGAACAGGAAGGAAAAGCUCGAGCUGCUGGAUGGUCUACAGCUCAGAAAACCUGAUGCACCCCCACUGCCUAAAAUUAAUCAGGAGGUUCUCCUGAUAUGGGGUGAGCAUGAUCCAGUCUUCAACGUAAUUUAUGCCCACAGAUUAAAGGAAAGCCUUGGCGAUAAAGCAGACUUGGUCAUCUUGAAAGAUGCUGCGCAUGUACCCCAAGCUGAGGUACCCUGGGAGUACAACAAAAAAGUUCUGGAAUUUUUAAUUAAAUCACCGCGAGAGACAUGUUUUCCAAGUGAAGGCUCAAUUGACAGACACAAAGAGUAGCUGAGUCGGGGAAUAUUAACUGCCAUAGCUUUCUCUUUGUCAAAAAAGACAUAAAUGUAGUGAGAUAGUUGCCUUUCCGAAAUUUGUGAAGAAGAGCUUUUUAGCAUCACCUCUAAAUUUAGUCACUUAAACAAGCAGACACGCAUGCACAUGAUAUGGUUGGUCCUUGAAAUUAAGCAACAAAAACGUCUGAUUACCAACCUCACGGCGAUUUGUUCUUGAACAGCAAGGAAAAUUCUAAACAA
Molecule: messenger RNA, 1743 nt
Organism: Physcomitrium patens
Lineage: Eukaryota; Viridiplantae; Streptophyta; Bryopsida; Funariales; Funariaceae
Source: RefSeq, a predicted model, not a curated record